AUGACUCUCGCAGAACAAACUCCAACUUCUCUCGCUGCUGCUGAUAAGCAACGUCAUUCUCGUAUGAACCCAGGCGGUAGCUCUGGACCAAACAAAGAUGGUGCAAGUCGUCCUGAUGGAGCUUCGGCUUUAGGUAACGAAAUGGGAGGUGAAGCAGACGCAAGACGUGAACGUCAAACUGCUUUAAGCGAAGGUGAUCAAUUUCCCUCAACCACAAGACCACAAGAACCAGGUUAUGGUGCAACAGGCACUGGAAUUGGUCAAUUGAACGGUGCUGAAAAAGGUUACGGUCAAGGACCUUCAGAUGCAGAACGUCAAGAAAAUCAACAAGGCAAAAAUGAUGCUUGGCAAUCAGGUCAACGUGAUUUGGGCGCAAUCGCUCGUAAUUCUGCCGGAACUGCAAACCAUAACCCACAAGCAAAUCAAGAUUCAAUCACUUCAACAGGAAACCGUCGUCCUGAGGAAAUCCUUGAUACCGCAGCUCGCUCGAUGGGUACCGAAAGUGGAACAGGUGCUUAUGCUGGCGGUGUGGUAAACCAAGCUGGAACAGACAAUGUUCCAGACGCAUAA
Messenger RNA from Meira miltonrushii, 570 nucleotides. RefSeq lists its product as uncharacterized. Bases 1 to 570 code for a protein of 189 amino acids. Lineage: Eukaryota; Fungi; Basidiomycota; Exobasidiomycetes; Exobasidiales; Brachybasidiaceae. The transcript has a single exon. The record is from RefSeq and is a predicted model, not a curated record.